Molecule: messenger RNA, 6686 nt
Organism: Biomphalaria glabrata
Lineage: Eukaryota; Metazoa; Mollusca; Gastropoda; Planorbidae
Exons: 18
Coding region: 532-4740 (1402 amino acids)
Cellular component (GO): nucleus
Source: RefSeq, a predicted model, not a curated record
UUGUAAGAGUAUUUCUUGGGGGGGAUUCCUUAUCUUUCAAUCGAGGCUCAACGGUUAAAAGGAAAAAAAAAACUUAAGAUUUUGCGUAAUCGACCUAGAUCGAGAUCUAGACUCUAGCUAGACACUCUAGUUCUAGAAUCUAGAGCUAGAUCUUACUAUAAUGAUUAAUAAUGCUGACAGAUCAAGUCUAGAGAAUAGAUAAAAUAAAAAAUAUAUUCUAGAUCUAAAGUCUAAAUCUAGAAUAAUUCCAGACCAGGAUUAUUAUUUGUUCUAGACUGCUAAAAUUUUAAAAAGAUCUUUAAAAUCUAUCUUCUCGAUAGAGACCAUGUCUCAUUGUGUGUCCAGAAUCCAAUGAAUCUUUAUCUAUGACAAGCCAAAAUUCUGAAUAGAAAAAAAAAGAGAAUUAACAGCUUGAAAAUAAUAAAAAGUGCCAUCUGAGUUUUCAAAGUUGAUCUAACAUUUACAGACAUUAUCUUCUGCAUCGUGGAUCAGAUCUUUAUGUUGUGGCAAUAAAAAACAAAGCAGCUUGACAUGAUUCAAGAUAAUUACAUUUCAAGCACACAUGCAAAUGAGCGCAAAUUCUCAGUGCGACUAGCGAAAAAAAGGAAUGAUAAUUUGUCAGUACCUCUUGUUGAGCAUUCUCAAACCAGAAGUUUAAGUACUUUGUCUGAAUCAUCCGCUGAAAACAACAAUACUUAUGACUCGGAAAAAAUUGAAAAUUCAAAGCAAUUUCUUAAUUGUUUAGAACUGAAACCAGUGAAUCUAGAUCAAGAUUUCACAGCUGGAAAUUUUCAAGACAUUGUCAAUUUAAACACUGCUGCUCCAAUGGUACAUCUAAUCAAGUAUAAAAAGAAACUAGAUUUACCAGCAACCAAGGAGACAGAUUCAGACUUAAAAUUAUGUAAAGUGAAAAAGAGAACCAAAAAGGAUAUAAAACAAACAAUGAAAAUGAACAAUGCAGUUACUGAGAACAAAGAAAAUGUGGCUACACAAGUAUGCACAAUGUAUAGUGGUAGUUUUGAAAAAAAUGAAAACGCGGUCAGAAAAAAAGAAGCUGACCAUUUAGAAAAAGAGAAUGCUAAAGUAAGUUCUUCAACAUCAGACAAUGUUAGUGACCAAAAAUACAUAUUAAAAGUGACUCAUUCAAAUAAUAAAGAGGAUGAUAAAUUGAAACAAAUUUACAUAUUUCGUGAUGUUAAUAGAAUCGCUCCCAUAGAGGAAAAACCUCUUUCGCUUGAUGUCGCUAGAGAAAGCAAUAUGUUGUUUGCUGUUGACCUGAACAGACAUGGGAAAAAAAGGCGAUACGACAAACUCAUGAAGAAACUGGAGGAUGGGGAGAAAACGAUUGAGUCCAAUCUAAAAGAGGUGAGAAUGAUGGAAGAUGGGGAUGCAGACAAAGAAGACAUAGACACCUGCGUUGAGAAGUUGAAAGAGAAACUUCGAGUGAGGGAGAAGAAGAAGUACGAGUAUUUAAUCAAUUAUAUGCAGGACCAGUGGAAAGUUGACCAGCAAAGCUUCCAAGAUUUAUUGCCGCAAAAAGUAGAGCUGGUCAAGGCUAAUGUUGUCAAGCAGCUUGGAGCCCAAGCUGAUAAAGCUGCUGAGAAACGUCUGCGAGGUAGACCUAAGAAGCUAAACAUGUCUCAGCCUGAUGAAAGGAAAGAGGAAGUAGCGAAAAAGCCCAAAAUAAGUAACAGCAAAAAAACUGGGAUUGUUCAAACUAGAAAGAGUAGUGUAUCCGAGAGAGGGUUUCCUGUCAAGUUUCCUAAAAGUCUGCUUCCAGACUCCCGCUUGGUUCAGAACAGACAGAAGAUAGAAAACUUUCGCCUUGGUAUUGUGGAUAAAGAUGGUGGACAGAAGAUUAUUGAAUUAAACUGUGACACAAUGAAGGGUACUCCUAAAACAUUUAAUUACAACAGUCAGUCUAAGCCCCAAAACAAAGAUGAUUCAAAUGUGCAUGACAUUCCAAAACUGUUUGUCUCCUCUAAUGUCCCUGUGAAAACUCCUUCAACAAGCAUCACGCUGCCAUCAAUAUCUUCUCUGGAGAAGGAUUAUGAGCUGGUCAGCUUGUUGCCCUCUUGCCCUGAAUCCUAUGGCGAUGUUAAGAGUGAUCACUUCUACAUUCCACAGUCGACAUUUGAUACGGAUGGAAAGACAAGCAUGAUCAUAGUUGGUCCUUUUCGUAUGGCUUUUGAGCCUAAACCUCAUCUUAUUUUGGUCCCUCCAGAACAAUUUAAGAAAGGCCCUGCCAUGAUAUUGAGAAAAAAAAUACGCUCUCCAAGCCAAACUCCACCUAGAGAUUUCAGAAUUCACAGAGAUACAUCUCAAAAUUUUCGGCUCAGUGAGAAGCUUCCUGCAGACACACAACUCAGAGAACAUUGUGAUCCAGCAGUAGUGGCUCAUGACCAUGACUACAUGACCCCGCUGGCGCUAAGAGACAACGUGAGGCGGUACUGCAAGGCUGUUGCCAAACACAGUGCCAAUGCUAAAUUCAUUGAUGCUCGUGUCGAGGACAUCACAAAGGAAGAGGAUAAUCUUUUGGUGACUAUCAAAGGCGACAAUAUGCUACGCAGAGUUAAGAAUUUAUCCAGUUUUGUCAAUGUGCCCAUGCAGAACAAUGAGGAUGGAAUACCCAUAGCUUAUACCUUGGAUCAAAUCAUGACUACUACACUGCAAAAGGCUCAGUCCAUGUCCAAGAGAGAAGAAUUGGUAUUUGAAUCUAUGCAGUCUGGAGACUAUGGUCAGGUUCUUUUCCCUCUGUCUUCCAUGGGAGAUGUUGUAAUGGAGGUAAUGAUUCCCCCUGGGGGUACAGAGACCACAACAAGAUCAAAGCUGAAGUCUGCAGAUGACGUCAAUAGAAUACAAACUUCAGCCUCCAUGUGUGACAUUGCUGAGAGUGGGGCCAAUGAUGACACAAGUGUCAAGUUUCUAAACAGCAUGGAGUGUAUAGACUGUGAUGCCAAAGAUAGCAAUGAUACUCUCACUGGUUUCAUUCAUGAUGAUAAUGCUCUCAAAGUGGAUAGCCUCAUCCCAAUAGAAAAUGAAGCAGCAGUUGAUUCUGCUCAACGCCCUGGACUUAAGUGCUGUAAAGUGUGUCUACGCCUGUUUCCCAGUGACUAUGUUCUGUUCACCCAUGUCAGGUCACACCAUGCCACCUGCGAGACCAGGGAUGCUGUCUAUCUGGAAGAGCUACGUGCCAGAAGUCACCUGGCCUGCCCAGUGUGUUGUGACCCUCCACUGUAUUUCGCUACGCCCUCAAAGCUCAGACAGCAUUUGCGGCAGCUCCAUGGUAUUGAAAAUUACGUAGAGACAUGCAAGUUUUGCCGUUCAGAAUUCAUGGAUAAAAAUGAACUGGAACUUCACAUAGACCUUUCCCACAAUACAUUUUCAAGCCGAGGACUUGUUAGUCUAUUCAAUCCAACUCAUCAGCUUCUUAGAAAUGAAAGAGCUUUGCUUUCUUGUAGUCGUUGCAAUAUUGUGUUUGGGGACAGAUCUUCCUUGUUGGGGCACACGCUGAAGGUCCACCCUGAGCUGAACCAGUUCAACAUCUGCCGACUGUGUGAUAAAGUCUUCGACUCUGGCCCUUCCUUGCACAAGCACUUGAAGAAAGCCCAUGAGCAGACCCAUGCUGGGGAACUCAAGUGUCCUUUUUGUCCAGCUUGGCUGCCCAACAUGGAGUUGGCCUCUGUCCAUAGAUUGACACUUCAUAGUGGGGCAGUACCUGUACAUUGUCCAUUUUGUGGUGCAGGUUACCAAAGUCUUCAUCCCAUGUACAACCAUGUCAGAAUUCAACACCUACAAACUGAGGCUCACAUUUGUCCAGAAUGCCAAGAUACUUUUCCGUCCAGUCGCAUUUUGUCAGAGCACGCUAGAAAAGUUCACUUGAUCUCUCCCCGGAUCAUGAAGGAUACCUUGCUGGGCGCCAACAGCACGACUUACUGCUGUCCUUUCUGCACGGUGUCGUUUAUGCGAACCUACGACUUGGCGGUGCAUGUGAUUAACUCCCACCGGGACCACUUACUGCCAGCACAGUGCCACCUGUGCAUGCAGUCCUUUGUCAAUGACAUGGUUGUGAAAAUGCACAUGUCAGGUGCCCAUGGCAUUGAUAUGGAUGAUGGGGAGUAUGAAACUAGGGAUUCUGGAGUGCUGGAUGAAGAUGGUAGCUUAUAUUCACACAGUAAAAGUUUUGUGAACAGGAUUCCAAGCAGGAGAAUAAUUUCCAGACACAUCAUCGAUCAUGAAGACAUGUUAGAAACUCAGGAAGCUGGCAGAUAUCUGGAAGAACUAGAAGACCAUGAGACAGAAACUAUUGUAUAUUUAAAUGAAAGAAAUGAAGUCGUCAACACUGGAGAAAUGUUUAGCAAUUGUUCAGCCAUGGAGGAUGUUCAACUCUUGAGUCAGGCUAGUGAAGAGUUUAACCUUCAGGCUGUAGACUAUUUGGAGACAUUGUCCAAUGACAGCAUAGCUGUAGGAGCUGAUGUGGUGGCUGAUGUUAGCAUGGAGGAGAUGACUACUGGCAGAGGAGUUCUUUCCAGAACUCAAGAACUUUUGGGAAUGACCAGUCAGUUUGAAAUUGAUGGUGUCCUGUACGAGCUGGCAACAUCGCAUGAUGUCUCGUCCAGUCACCACCUCCAUGCCUCUAGGGACAUGAUGGAUAUGGACAGUGAUGACCUGAGAGUUUCAGAAGGUAUGUCCAUAGAUUCUACGGACUUUGCUCAUCUCUUGGAACAACAAGGUCAAUAACCGUCACAAAAAUAGCAGCGCUGCCUUCAUCAGAUUGCUUGUAUAGUCCUAGUUUUCUUGUAUGUAACAAAUACUGCCUUAAUAAGUCUUACGGUAUGUGCCUUAAAUUAGUCAUAAAUCAGUCUAAAGCUUUUUUUUUAGACAAAGAACAAACUUUAUAAUUAUUUUUUAACAAAGCUUAUAUUAAGUUUAUCAAUUAAUUUGGAUCAGUCAUGUAAUUAAAUUUGUAAUAAGCCUCAGAUGACUAUCUAUAAAGGGGACUAAUUCAGCUUAUACCACCACUUUAGUCAAGUACUAUUUACUUCCCUUGAAAGAGACUAAUUCAACUUAUACCACCACUAUAGUCAAAUACUAUUUCUUUCCCUUGUUUGAGUAAUUUAUUACCAAUAGUUAAUUAACUAAUUGUUUAAUUAAAAAAAAAUUGAUUCUUGUGUUGUCAGAGAAAAGGAAUAGUUGUGCAAAAUUUCAGCUUGAUCCAAGAUUGGUGUGUCAAAGAAAUAACCUGUACAAACUUUUGGCCAGACAAACACACCCAAUUUCGGAUCAAGUUGAAACUUCGCACAAUGAUGGUUUAACUCAGGGAUCUAUUAGGUCAGACAGUCUCUGAAAUUGUUUUUAGUCGGGUAUCAUUUUCAAUUUUGAAUUCCAUUUUGUUUACUGGCCAGUAUUAUUUCAAAUGUGAUAUUUAAAAAACUACAUGUUAAAGCAAAGUUAUGUAUGUUUGUUUUUUUUUAACUUUUUAAAUUAAAAGUGCUGUGAUAUGAAAAAAAGAUACUUUUGUUUUGUCCUCUAGUUACAUAUUGACUCACUCAAUUCCUAUUGUGUAUGAGAAAUUUUCAUUGGAAUGUUAUAUGAUUUUACAUUUUAUAAAUAUUUCACCAAGAGAAACUGGUACUGUUGGUUCUCAGUAAGACCUAACGCAAUGUUCACAUAUUAAGAAAAUGUACAGAAACAUUGUUGAGUCAAUGAGAAAUUUUAAAUUUCUUCUGUUUCAACAACUUUACAGCAGCCAUUGUUUGUUCAAACCCAGGGAAACCACUCAACCAACAUCCCCCUAAUCAUAAGAUUUAAUUCCAUUUAAUUAAUUUUCUUUUUUUUAAUAUUCUGACACAUUUUUUUUGCUAGGCAAGUACCAAAAAAAAAAAAGGGUAUAGUGGCCAUUCUGUGAAUUAUAGACAAAGUGAUAUAGCAGUCUGGUAGAGUAAAUUACAGAACCAGACCUGAAAUACACAAACCAGUUAAUUGAUUUGUUUCUUUAAUGUUUUACUUCAAUGUAUUAUCUUCUAUAGUGAACAUUUCUAUAUGGAAAUAUUUCUCUUUAGAUAUGAAUCUAAGGACCAUUAUUACUUAACAAGCAUGCUUAGUAAAUGAAAACAGCAUAGAUUAGUCCUUGGUUUCUUUAGAUAUGAUUCCAAAUCAUUGUUUCUUUACAACCAUGCUUAGUAAAUGAAUAGAAUAACAUAAUAGACUAUUUGAUUAGUCCUUGGUUUCUUGUAAACAUGCGAUUGUUUUCCUGAAUUCUAUAAAUGAUCUGAUUUUGUUAUCAUUUCCUUUUAAUUUAGUCCAAGCAAAGUGUUCCUAAUGUUUACAUUUUUUUCCAAGUUUUUUUUUUUUUUUUAAUUUUUUUUUUUCUUGUUUUUUAUUUAUUCAUGUAAAAUAAUUCUUACCAGACAUUCAUAACCAGCUAAUUAAAAGAAAAAAUAAUUUAACAUAGUUAUUGAUGAAAUAUUAGCAACAAUAAAUCAAAAUUACUUAUUUAUUUGAAACUUAUUGAAAGUAGCAGUAAUUUUUUUUUAAUUAGAAAUAUCCAUCUCUGGAUUAAAUUGGAUAAGACAAUGAUUACUGUAAAUAAAGUGUGUACGUUUGUAUGUUCUAGUCAAUUUCAUAAGUUUUCAUCUUGUAUUUGAAUACUGUUGUCAGUGUUUCACUUAAAUAAAAGAUUUUAA